CAAGUAAGUACCUCAAACAACAAAUUGAUUUUGAUUACUAUAGAAAUGGCUGUUCCUACUAUUAUUGAUGAUCAUCCAAGCAAUGAAGGCACAACAGAGAUUGAGAUUGUGUUCUUCGACUUGGAAACGACGGUGCCCAAUAAAGCCGGACAACGGUUUUGGGUGCUGGAGUUUGGUGCAAUUGUGGUUUGUCCACGGAAACUGGUGGAGUUGGAGAGCUAUUGUACGUUGAUAAGACCAGGGGACUUGUCGGUGGUGGCAAUCAAGUCAGGGCGGUGUGAUGGGAUAACUCGCGAAGCGGUCAGGAAUGCGCCUUCUUUUGAGGCAGUGGCGGACAAGAUAUUCAGCAUGCUGAAUGGUAGAGUGUGGGCGGGUCAUAACAUCCAGAGAUUUGAUUGUGUUCGUAUUAAGGAGGCCUUCGCGGAUUUGGGGAGGCCUGCACCUGUGCCUGUUGGAAUGAUUGAUUCGUUGGGCGUUUUGACUGACAAGUUUGGCAGAAGAGCUGGAAAUAUGAAGAUGGCAACAUUGGCAGCUUAUUUUGGGCUAGGGCAGCAAAAGCACAGGAGCCUUGACGAUGUUCGCAUGAAUUUGGAAGUGGUCAAGCAUUGUGCAACCGUACUUUUUCUGGAAUCAAGCCUCCCAAGUGUGUUGAAUGGCAAGUGGCAUAGCUCUCCUACAGUUACAACAAGAAGCAGAAGUACUAUAAUGGAUUCAACUCUCCCAAGUGUUCCAAAUAAUAAGUGGCUCAACUCUGCUACUACUACCAUUACAACGAGAAGCAGAAGCUAUGGGAAAUCAAUUACAUGCAGCAGCAGCAGCAGCAGAGAAGAAACGAGUCGAAAAUCUCCACCAAUUUCACUUGGGUACUAUCAGAGAGCUGUUCCCUAUGCCACAGGAUCUUUGGGAAAGAUGACAGAAAGAGUGACAAAUCUAUUGUGUAGAGCCCAAAACAAGCCUCUCAAUAAUUUACUAAAGCAUUCUCAUUCACUGUUCCGAUGAUCGAGUGAGCUUAAGAAUGAGCAUCUGAAGAUCCUGAGAGAAAUUAAAGUAAGAUGGCUCAAGUUCUGGUAAACUGAGAAGAAAAAAGAGAGACAGUAUGAAGACAUCUAUGUCAAAUAAUACAGAUGGAGAUCCAUUAAUUCUUAUUAAUCUUGUUGCCUCCAUUGGGCAACAGAAAAAUGUGAAGAAGGCUGAUUGUCAAAUGGUUCAUUGAAGUUUUCCAGAAACACAAUGGAAAUACAGUGGACGUCCUUGGGUACAUAAAUUAUCCCUUGAAGGAGACGUGUGUAUAUAUAUAUAUAUAUCAUGGAACUAACUUGUAUAUAUAUAUAUAUACACACACACACACACACUUCAACUGAUUAUUGAUUUAUUCUUUUCUAGUCAUUAAUUUGUAUAGGAUUAUUCAUAUUUGUAUAGGACUAAUGUACAUGUCUUGUACAUGCCAACUAAUUAAUAAAAUGUAGCUCCCAAUCUUUGUUUAUCUCUUAGCCACAUGUAUAAAGCAUAUAUGGU
This is a messenger RNA of Cornus florida, 1515 nucleotides long. Its product is annotated as protein NEN4. Bases 46 to 999 code for a protein of 317 amino acids. Gene Ontology annotation, molecular function: nucleic acid binding; 3'-5' exonuclease activity. The record is from RefSeq and is a predicted model, not a curated record. The transcript is spliced from 6 exons. Lineage: Eukaryota; Viridiplantae; Streptophyta; Magnoliopsida; Cornales; Cornaceae.